GACGCUGUGCGGGGACGGUAGCAGGUACCAGUGGUUGUGUGCGCGUCUUAGCUCAGGAGCGUAUUUCUUAGCUUCUAGUUUUUUUUUUCUUUUGAGUCUUGAGAAAGGCAAGCGUAGUUUCUCCACUUUACUGUUACCAGUCCGAGAACUGCGAGAGACGCUCUUCCUUUUCCAGCGUCCAUUCCCUUACACACGCUUCUUUCUUAUCCCGGUCAGUCUCUCCUCUCCCUUGUUAACGGGCCCCUCCCCGCCUCCAUCCUCGUCCUCUGGGGGAGACCAGCCCUUCCGUGCUGCAGUCCGAGGAAUGGAGCUUGACAGCGCUCAGAAAACCCCGUGGCGGGAAGGCUCUUCCUUGCCUGGAGAGUGUUUUCCCUCCACCUUGGAACAGGCCUUCUCCAAGGUUUUGCACCGUCUUACCAGCCAGGGAGCACGACGGGGCAGCGGACGACAUGUAGCUCUGCAAGACCUCGGGGCUCUGAUAGAAGCCACAGAAUGUGACAGAUUAUUUGCGGGGAGUGGCACACCGCUCCGCGGAAUGCCCGAGACACUGGGGCAGGUGGCAAAAGCCCUGGAGAAGUAUGCCGCGCCACCCAAGGACGAGGAAGGUAGAGCUGAUGGUCACUCCGAAGUGGCCGACAAAGCAGCAGAAGUUGGGUUACUAUUACUUAACCUGUUGGGGAAACUUGAGGCUGCCAAGAAUUCUCCGGUUUGCCCUGCAUGGAAGACGGGCCUGCGUCACUUGACAGGACCCAUCUAUAUUUUUGCCAUCACUCACAGCCUGGAGCAACCAUGGGCUAGCCCGAGAUCUCAGGAUGUUGCUGGAAAGGUGCUCACCUUACUGCUUCAAGUUACUGAAUGUGGUUCUGUGGCAGGAUUUCUACGUGGAGAAAAUGAAGACGAGAAAGGGAGAUUUACUGUGAUAAUGGGGCUUCUCAAACCCCAUCUGAAUAAGGAAUCCUGGAAGAAUAACCCUGCCAUCAAACAUGUCUUUUCGUGGACUCUGCAACAGGUCACUCGACCCUGGCUGAAUCAACAUCUGGAAAGAAUACUUCCCCCGUCGUUGCUCAUCUCAGAUGAUUAUCAAAUUGAGAACAAAAUCCUGGGAGUACGCUGCCUCCAUCACAUUGUGCUUAAUGUGCCAGCUGCUGAUCUGCUCCAGUAUAACAGAGCCCAGGUCGUAUACCAUGCCAUUUUCAACCACUUGUACGCACCAGAGCAUGACCUCGUUCAGGCUGUGCUGCUGUGUCUGCUGGAUUUAUUCCCUGUCUUGGAGAAAGCCCUGCACUGGAAGGGGGAUGCAGCUCGACCCACCACACACUGUGAUGAGGUACUGCAGCUGAUCCUGACCCACAUGGAGCCAGAGCACCGGCUUCUCUUACGCAGGACCUAUGCGAGAAACCUACCAGCUUUUGUGAAGAGAUUGGGGAUCCUAACUGUCCGGCACUGGAAGAGGCUGGAACGAGUCAUCCUUGGCUAUCUGGAGGUUUAUGAUGGACCAGAGGAGGAGGCUAGAUUGAAGAUAUUGGAAACCUUAAAACUUCUCAUGCAGCAUACUUGGCCCAGAGUUUCCUGCAGACUUGUGGUCUUACUGAAGGCUCUCUUGAAACUGAUAUGUGAUGUAGCAAGGGAUCCGAACCUUACACCUGAGCCUGUUAAGAGUGCCCUGCUACAGGAGGCCACAGACUGCCUGAUUGUCCUGGACCACUGUUCUCAAGGACAGGUGAAGAGUCUCCUGGCCAAAAUCCUCCAAAGCUGUGAAGACAGUAAGGUGGUGAACUGUAUGAGAAAAGUGCAGCAGGUUUCUGAAGGCGCUCCCUACGAUGCAAUUUAAGAUUUGUAUUACUGUCCCAAGAGGAAAGGAUUUUCUUUCUGUC
Molecule: messenger RNA, 1874 nt
Organism: Cynocephalus volans (Philippine flying lemur)
Lineage: Eukaryota; Metazoa; Chordata; Mammalia; Dermoptera; Cynocephalidae
Gene: TTI2
Product: TELO2 interacting protein 2
Exons: 7
Coding region: 305-1831 (508 amino acids)
Cellular component (GO): cytosol; nucleus; TTT Hsp90 cochaperone complex
Source: RefSeq, a predicted model, not a curated record